AUGUUUGCUUGUUUCUUAUUUGAAGAAAUGAGAUAUGAAUUAAAUGGAGUUGAAAUUGAUCGUAGUAAAAAUGUGGGCAUUACAACACUCAUGAAGGGAUUUCCAUCAUUUACACCAGAGCAAGAAUAUUCUUUGGAAAACAGUGGAAUGGUACUUGAUAAUAAAAAACUAUGUGAUUCCAAUGGAAAUUUUGACGUCAUCAUACCAUUAAAAUUAUUAUUUGGAUUUGCUGAGGAUUAUAAACAAGUCAUUGUUAACUGUAAACAUGAGCUAAUACUCAUAAGAGCUAACACUGACUUGAAUGCAAUACAUCAAACUGAAAUAGCUAAUACAGCGGCUGAAAAUGUAAAAAUUACUCUUGAUAAAAUUGAAUGGUUAGUGCCAUAUGUUACAAUGUCUGAUUCAAAGAAACUUGAUAUGUUAAGUUACAUCAGUAAAGAUCCAUCGAUAUCGAUACCCUUCAGAUCAUGGGAGCUAUAUGAAUAUCCAUCUUUACCUAUAACAACGAAACACAUCUGGUCUGUGAAGACAACAAAUCAACUAGAGAAACCAACAAACUGA
Messenger RNA from Chelonus insularis, 561 nucleotides. RefSeq lists its product as uncharacterized. The transcript has a single exon. The coding region runs from base 1 to 561 and encodes 186 amino acids. The record is from RefSeq and is a predicted model, not a curated record. NCBI's taxonomy places the organism in Eukaryota, Metazoa, Arthropoda, Insecta, Hymenoptera, Braconidae.